UCAUACUAAAAAGUAGGUGAAUAAUUCUAAUAGAUGUAACUGACAUUUGUAUUUGUGUAUUUUGAAAAUGAUAAGGACGGUUAAAUAAAAAUGAAAAGUACAAUGGAUGGCCAAGAGGAACCGACAACGCAAGUUACCGAAGAUGAUACAUCGAAAGUUACCGAAGAUAAUAUUCUACCACAAGUCUACAAAAGGCGUUGGAUUAUACUUUUUUUGUUUUCAUUUGUUUCGUUGACCAACAGCUUCCAAUGGUUACAUCUGAACAUAAUAGGAGAUGUGUUACUCAACUAUUACAAUGCCAGUUUGCCAGAGGACAAAUUUCAACAGGAGACUGCUCUAGAUUGGCUAUCUAUGGUCUACAUGCUAGCGUAUAUACCGCUAAUCUUUCCAUUAACAUGGCUUCUAGACAAAAAAGGACUUAGGGUUGUGAUUAUUUGCGGAAGUUUCCUGAAUGCAGUUGGCGCUUGGAUUAAAGUAGCAUGUGUUAGCCCCGAUCGUUUUGCGUUAUUGAUGUUCGGCCAGUCUGUUUGUUCGGUAGCUCAGGUUUUUAUACUUGGUAUCCCUGCGAGACUUGCAGCAAUAUGGUUUGGUCCAAACCAAGUAUCAACAGCAACAUCUUUAGGUGUAUUUGGCAACCAGAUUGGUGCAGCUGUAGGAUUUUUACUUCCUCCGCUACUGGUGAAAUAUAGUCCCGACAUAGAUCUGGUCAGCAGCCGUUUAUAUACUUUGUUUUAUAUUGGCGCUGGCGUCACAACGCUUCUCUUUUUAUUGGUUUUAGUUAUUUUUAAGAAAGAGCCCCCACAACCACCAAGUAGAGCCCAGUUGUUAGCAGUAAGAAAUGCUGCCAGUCAACACUACGGUAAAUCCCUGCUGAGAUUAUUAAAAAACAGAGGAUUUCUUCUACUGGUAUUAACUUAUGGGAUAAACACAGGAGCAUACUACGCAAUAGCAACAUUAGUGAAUCCCGUCGUUUUGAAUUAUUUCCCGGGUCAUCAAAAAGAAGCUGGAGAAAUAGGAUUGACAGUGGUUAUUGCUGGAAUAGUAGGAGCUAUACUGGCUGGAGUAUGGCUUGAUAAAACUAAAACAUUCAAAUUUUUCAUGACUGGUUACUUGCCUGUAGGGUUUGAAAUUGCUGCAGAAAUUACCUAUCCAGAAUCAGAGGGUACUUCAUCUGGUCUCUUGAACGCAUCAGCACAGCUAUUCGGAAUCAUUUUCACUAUAAGCAUGCGUGCAAUGAUGAAUGAAGUCAGCAUUUUUGGUGCUAAUAUUACACUCAGCUCAUUCCUUCUUCUUGGAACCAUUUUAACGGCGUUAAUAGGUGCUAAUUACAGACGACAGACUGCUGAAAAACAGAGAGUUUCAAAAAUAGACUUUCUAGACAUCAAUAUCAUUUCUACAAAAAAUGAAAAACAAUCUGCACAAAAGGACAAUGAAUGCCAUUAGAUGUGUGCUGUUUGCGAUGCAUGAUGCAUGCAAGAAUGAUUUCGAAACAGUCUUCCAUCAUUGACCGAAGAUGUUACAAAUAUAGAUGAAUACUGAAUGGAACAUCACACUGUUACCCAAUACUAACAGAAUCAACUUUUGUACGCUCAUAUCGGUUCCUAUGUGUCAAUUGUACAUGUUUUAUGCCUAAUUCACACAUUCAUGGAUCACCUCGCCGGUUCCACUACGGAUUGAAUCUCACGGAUGAUCCCGGAAUUGCAGUUUCUGUAGUCUGUUACGGAUCCGAUACGGAUGCACAACGGUAUGACUACGGGCUUUCACGUAUUUACCACGGGUGAAGUAGGAAAGGGGUCAUUUGGCGACAUGACUCAUACGGAUUCGUACGGUACGACACGAUUUAAUACGGAUUCGUACGGUACGACACGAUUUAAUACGGAAAUGACACGGUUUAAUACGUAACGGCACGUGUCGGGGCGUAUGUACUGCGGAUAAACAGCGGUUUGCUACGAUAUAAGUAAUCAUUUCUAUUUUCUUUAUGGCAGUUAAUCGAUGUUUUUGUUUUUUGUUUUGUUUUAUUAAAUCAGUUAUCGCUCUGUCUGUACUAGGUGGUUUUAUUCGUAAUCGUCAGACCAACGGCAUUUAGCAGUUCUUGGAUCAUAUUUGGGUCUAUUCUUUUAAAGUUCUUAAAUGCAGCUGAAUUUUCCGCACACAGUUCAGCCAUGAGGGUCUAAUACUGGCCAUUGAUAAGUCUUCGGAGAAGCCAGUCCCUAGUCCACCAUCUCCUCUGCCGCCGGUCACAUCUACGUCUGUCGUCAAGUAGCUCGACCACUGUCCUUGCAUUUUUUGCCAUAUCAAUAUCUAAUUCCAGUCAAUUAAUUGCAAGCAUCAGUUGUUGAUUGUUCAUGUUUGAUAAUGUUAUGUAUACCUCUACGGCAAGACACGGACUAGGGGCCCUAUAAGUAAGUUAUUUAUACAGAAGCCUGAUGCCAGUUUGUCGUGGGCAGUAAUAUUCCGUAUUUUGUAGAACCCUUGGUGAUCCCUACCUAUCCGUAUUGCAACGUUAUGAAAUCGUGCCUUUCCGUGACAAAUUCGUAUCCGAUCGUAGUGUAUCCUUAACAAAUACGUGGUGCAACCGUACUAGUACGUAGUUCUCAGAAACAGACCGUAGAAAUACUUCGGGCAUACGAAUAAGAACGGAUUAAUACGGUUUUAAUAAGGACUAAAAUGGAUCAGUACGUUCAAAUACGGUUUAGUAAUAUACUACGGUUGUUUGAUCCUUGGUCAAAUUUUGCGCAUGUUCAAAAAUUGUCCCGGAUAUAUAAGUACUACUACGUAUGACUACGGACCAAUACAGAUCUUGCCACGAAUGAUGUCGGAUCGCAUCCGUGGCUAAUCCGGUGUCAAAUCCGUGAAUGUGUGACCUAGUCUUAUGCUACAUGUGUUUUUUUGAUGUUGUUUUUUUUGCUUCGCACCGAUCUGUUGAGUUAAGCCAUUUACCACUGAUUUUCAUAGUUUCUUCUUAUGUUGUGUUGUAACACCACUGUCACAUAGUGGAGGGUUAAGCGCAUACAAACAUGUUUAAUCCCGCCACUAUCUUCAUGUUCUUGUCCCAGGUCAGAAGCCUGUAAUUCAGUGAUUGUCGUUGGUUUAUUUCUGACAUACAUGUAUUUUUUUUUUUUUUUUUUUUUUGUAAAUUGUAUUGUUAUGAACAUGACCAGAUGACGAAUUAAGCCGUUCGUUUUAUUUUUUGUAGUUGUUAAUUUCACAUUUGUCAUGUGUUUGGGUUUUUCUCAUUGUUUAAGUCCGAACGGUGGCAUGAAAUUGCUUAUAUCUUCGUUAUUUGAAAUCUGGUGGAUAGUUGUCUCAUUGACAGUCAUACCACAUCUCCCUAUUUUUAUAUUGAUGCACAUUCAGUUCAAUAAAUUAUCCCGUUUAUACUGUUUCGUUGCAUGUUGUUUAUAAAAAGGACAUCUGUAGAAGAGGGGCGAAAGAUCCCAGAGGGGCAUUCAAACUCAUAUGUUGCAAAUAAACAGACAACGCCAUGGCUAAAAAAGAAAAAGACCAAUAGACAAACAACAGUACACAAAACACAACAUAGAAAACUAAAGACUGAGCAACACGAACCCCACCU
Molecule: messenger RNA, 3574 nt
Organism: Mytilus californianus (California mussel)
Lineage: Eukaryota; Metazoa; Mollusca; Bivalvia; Mytilida; Mytilidae
Product: feline leukemia virus subgroup C receptor-related protein 2-like
Exons: 10
Coding region: 91-1443 (450 amino acids)
Biological process (GO): transmembrane transport; heme export
Cellular component (GO): membrane
Molecular function (GO): heme transmembrane transporter activity; heme binding
Source: RefSeq, a predicted model, not a curated record